AUGUGUAUAGGUUCUGUCCAGAGCCUUUCACUAAAGAACAAUGAAAAUGUAAUUGAAUUGUGCUAUGUCAUUGGUCAGGUGGAUGCAAAGACCACAGCCCUGGCAAUGGCCAUCACCGACUCGGAGCUGUCUGACGAGGAAGCAUCCAUUUUGGAGAGUGGAGGGUUCUCCGUAUCCAGAGCUACCACCCCACAGCUCACAGACGUCUCUGAAGACCUGGACCAGCAGAGUGUGCACAGUGACCCAGAGGAGGCCUUCCUAAGGGACCUGCCUGAAUUCCCCUCAGUUGACGAGUUCCCCUCCAUCGAGCACAGCCUCCUCCACUUCCCGUUACGGGGCCCCAGUCAGGGCCAAGGGCACGGGGCUGCGGCUGGGGGAGGAGAGCCCUCGAAGGGGGAGCCCAUGAGCCCGGCCAGCCUCCUCAUCCAGCACCUGGCCUCCCCGCUCCACUUUGUCAACACACACUUCAACGGACAUAGACGGCCGCCAGGUGGGGACCAGGGACCACUGCUGGGGGCUGGGAGAGUGGAGGAGGUGGUGGAUGGGGGGGAAAGGGAGUCCCAGGCCCCGAGGCAGUCACUGGAAGCCCUGAGUGAGGAGAUCGUGAACACGGCAAUCUCCACCGUGGUGCAGAACACUCUGUCGGCCCUGUUGCGCUCCACUGAGGCCAGCAAGGGCCCCUCCAUUGCAGAUUUCCUGCCCACCAACACGCCCCCCAGCGCCCUGGAAAGCCCCCCCGCCCCUGUCGCCGAGACAGAGGAGGCAGAAAAGGACCAGGAUGCGGUCACUGCGGAGACCGAGGAGAGGAGUGCCGAGGAGAUGCCGGACGACACGUUUGUACCGACCGAGGAAGAGGACUUUGAGAUUUUGGACCAAAGUGAACUGGAGCAGAUGGACGAGGACCUGCUGGGUCUUCUCAGUCCUGAUGGACAGGGGGUAGUGGGAGUGGCCUCUCCCACAGACACACCCCCAUCUCCAACGCACCAACCGGAGUCCUUCUAGCAUCCUCAUCACCGCUCAUUCCCAACUGUUUUGUU
Molecule: messenger RNA, 1037 nt
Organism: Coregonus clupeaformis (lake whitefish)
Lineage: Eukaryota; Metazoa; Chordata; Actinopteri; Salmoniformes; Salmonidae
Product: reticulophagy regulator 2-like
Exons: 4
Coding region: 1-1002 (333 amino acids)
Source: RefSeq, a predicted model, not a curated record